AUGGGUAACGUUCCAACAAAGUUAGAUCAAGAUGGAAAUCCCAUCGAAACAGUUUCUAGGCCUGGUUAUCCAUCAGGCACUACCGGUUCAUCUAGUACAGGAACCACAAUAAGUACACAGUCAGGUACUGAUGGAAGAACGAGGAAUAAAAGAGCAACUUCUUUAGUGAGUACAUUUUUAAACUCAAGUAAUCGAUACCGUAGUGAAUCUCUUCAAGAUGGUACUUACCAUUCUCCUCAUAAGAGACGUAGUACAAAGGAAAAAGAACAAAUGAAGGAGCAACAUGCAAGGAAUAUACUUGUAAAAUAUGAUGAAUCUGUAGAUGGUGGGUUUAUGGCUCCAUUUGGAUCAUAUAGUUAUGACAAAUUAGAUUAUGAUACAACAGUAGUGAAAUCAUUAAUCAUUCAAAGAAGAUUAGCACCAUUUUAUACACCUUUACAAGAUUUUGACUCAUCGUGGUCUAGAGAAGAAUUAUUGAAAAUUGUUGAUGGAUUACCGUUACAUGAAUCCUUUGAUGAAAAUCCAGAAGAAUUUGAAGAUAUACCAAUUGGAGAUUUAAAUAAAUCCAAUUUUGAUUAUUUAAUCGAUAAAAAUGCAAGUAAGAAAGAAUAUCGUAAUUUACAUUCUAAGAUCUUUAGAGCAAGAUUAUAUAGAAAGAGAAUUAUUUGGCAAGAGACAGAAAAUGAAUCCUUUUUAGAGACAAAAUUAGAAGUUAGAGAGGGUAAAGCACAAAAUAGUUAUUUACCAUGUGAUGAUUUAAAAUAUGAUUUAUAUUCAAAUGGAUCCGAAUGUCCUAUUUGUUUUCUUUAUUUCCCCGAACCUUUAAAUUAUUCUAAAUGUUGUCAACAACCGAUUUGUACAGAAUGUUUUGUACAAAUAAAGAGAGCAGAGCCUCAUUUUCCACACGAAGAAGUAGAUCCGACUAAACCAAUAAAGGAUGAUAGCGAAAAGGAUCCAAACUUAUUAACCACAGAACCAUCUAAUUGUCCAUAUUGUGCAACUUCUAAUUUUGCAAUAGUUUAUACUCCACCAUUGAAUCGUAAAGUUGGUAUUCAAGGUAUACCACCUGCUACUUAUACUAGUCAAUCGAAAGAUUCAGAAACAAAAGAACCAGUACAGAAGGAUGAAAAGGAAGUUCCAACAAUAUCAACACCAUCAUCUAAUAACGUAGUCAGUUCAGAUGAUAUACGUCCUGAUUGGGAAACAAAAUUAAAUAAAGAGAGAAUGAGACUAGCUCGAAGAUCAGCUAAUGCUACAGCUAUUCAUGUUAGUAAUCAAUUAAUUGACCCUGACUAUACAAGUACUAGUAAUGAUACAACAGUGUCAUCUUCAAAAAGAUCUACAAAUACAACUUCAAGACAGGGAAGUAAUACUGCAUCAAGAGGUGGUAGACAGAGGUCCAGACAAAGUAUGAACGAUCUAGAGAAUCAAAUGAUUCAAGAGGCCAUAAGGUUAAGCCUUGAAGAUGAACAACAGAAUAAGUCCUCUAAAACGAAAAAGUGA
Maudiozyma barnettii is the source of this 1503-nucleotide messenger RNA. RefSeq names its product Sip5p (gene SIP5). The record is from RefSeq and is a predicted model, not a curated record. Lineage: Eukaryota; Fungi; Ascomycota; Saccharomycetes; Saccharomycetales; Saccharomycetaceae. Gene Ontology annotation, cellular component: cytoplasm. The coding region runs from base 1 to 1503 and encodes 500 amino acids. The transcript has a single exon.